AACUCAAGACUUAUUUUUUGCCUAAGGAUUCGAUUUUUUUAUUGUCACCCUAGUAAACACUUACUGAAAUUCGGUAUUGCAGUUCAUUAAUGUUCAUCGUACAACCGAAAUUCGGUAAAAUUUUGUUCAUUUUGACAAAUGGUUUACCGAUCUAAAUUUUACCGAUUUUUGAACUAUCGAAUUCGGUAAAAAAAUUCAAGUGUGUAAGUUACAUUUUGUGUCCCGAUUUGUUCUACUUCUCGUUGAUUGGUGAGGUCGAUGCGAGAUGGGUAUGCUUUCCUCGUGGACUUGCUCUUAAAUACACUUUUUUUUUGUAGAUUUUAAAUAAUAUUACAAAAUCAACCGGCCAAAUGUUGCGGGUUUUGUUCCACAAGCAGAAGAUUCGGGGAUCAAAUACCGGUCAGUUGCCUUGAAAUUUGGAAUAAGGAAUUGAGCGUAAAAUAUGAACAAAAUUAGACAAUUGUUAGAUUUCUGAAUAAAGCUGACAUUUUCAAACGCUCAUAUUUUAAAUGUUGGCUGUAAAUUAAUGUUUACCACCUUUAACAAAAAUUCCAUAAUAACAGAUAUCUAGGUUAGAUAGUUCUAAACCACCAUUUUUUCAGAAAGCAGGUUUCAUUGUCCAAAUUCAUCUGCACACAAACCAUCUCAUAGCUUAACCGAUCUCAAUCCGCAUGUGCAGAAAGUAAACUACCACGUUCAGCGGAGAUCAACGCUUCGCGCAAACAACAUCGGUUGGAUAGUUUAGUACUAAACGCGACGAGCAGGCGUGCGCUGCUUGCUUCCGAAAAUUGAAAUUUCCUCAACGAAUUACUCAUCCUUGAGAGAUUUUUGGCGCACAGGAAGUUUUUACGUAAUAAAUAUUAUUCGAACAUUUUCAUAACGCACAAUGCUGCGGUUGAUGUUUAGUCGGGCCCAAGUGUUCCUCAACCGGUAUCCAGUGGCUCGGGGGAUGGUCACGUACAGUUUCCUAUGGCCCACCGGAUGUCUCAUUCAGCAGUCUCUCGUCGGAACGCACUGGAGGGACUACGACUGGACGAAAUGCUUUCGGUUUUUCGUGUAUGGAGGAUUCAUCGUUGCGCCCUCACUUUACUGUUGGAUUCGGCUGGCCUCCAUGAUGUGGCCCGCCCAAACGCUCCGAUCGGCGAUAGCGAAGGCAGUUACCGAGCAAAUUAGUUAUACACCGUUGGCGAUGAGCCUUUUCUACUUUAGUAUGAGCUUGCUCGAGUCCAAAACGGUUAAGGAAUCGUUCGCCGAAGUCAAAGCCAAAGUGCCACCAACGUACAAGGUUGCCAUCUGCAUCUGGCCUUUACUUCAGACGUUCAAUUUUUCUGUUGUGCCGGAAAAGAACCGCGUUCCCUUUGUCAGCAUGUGCAGUUUGCUGUGGACGAUUUUUCUCGCCUACAUGAAACAACUGGAGCUGGAAAAGCUCCAACAGAGCAAGUCGCUUAUUCCAAAGUAACGUUUUAAUGUUUUUAGGUUUUGUAUGAAUAGUUUGUAAACUUACGUAAUUAUGUCUAAUAAAACGUUCACGACUCAUUCA
Culex pipiens pallens (northern house mosquito) is the source of this 1540-nucleotide messenger RNA. Its product is annotated as mpv17-like protein. Gene Ontology annotation, cellular component: membrane; cytoplasm. The transcript has 4 exons. NCBI's taxonomy places the organism in Eukaryota, Metazoa, Arthropoda, Insecta, Diptera, Culicidae. The record is from RefSeq and is a predicted model, not a curated record. Bases 887 to 1459 code for a protein of 190 amino acids.